CCGGGCCGGGCAAGUUUGUUUCCGAGUUUGCAGCCCGGAGUCGUCGCUCGCCGGCGCGCAGGGCCCCUCCGCCUCGCUCGGGAUGGAGCUGCCCACCGUGAACCUGAAGGCGAUCCUCUUGCUUCACUGGCUGCUGACGACCUGGGGCUGCAUGGUGUUCUCCGGCCCCUAUGCCUGGGCCAACUUCACCGUCCUGGCCCUGGGCGUGUGGGCCAUCGCGCAGAGGGACUCCGUGGACGCCAUCAGCAUGUUUCUGGGUGGCUUGGCGGCCACCAUCUUCCUGGACAUCGUCCACAUCAGCAUCUUCUACCCACGGUCCAACCUCUCGGACACCGGGCGCUUCAGCGCUGGCAUGGCCAUCCUCAGCCUGCUGUUCAAGCCCUUCUCCUGCUGCCUCGUCUACCACAUGUACAGGGAGCGCGGGGGUGAGCUCCCGUCCCACACCGGUUUCUUCGGGCCCUCCCAGGAGCACAGUGCCUACCAGAGGAUUGACUCUCCAGAGGCACCCACAGACCCUUUUGCAGGACCGGAGGUCAAAGGCCACGUCCCCCAGGGAUACUGAAGCCGUCCUGCUUCCCCGGCUCCAGCCAGGGGCCAGCGUGACGAACUGUGAGGAGGCCCCAGCCACGAGCGUGCCUCGGCUAUGAUCCUAGGGGUGACCCUGACCCCCUCUCUCGGACCUGACACAGAAUGUGUCCAGUGCCCAUCUGAGGCUCGCCCCAUCACGCUGCUAUCCCAAGCCGCUCGAGGCCUGUCCUCCUUUCUGGGCAUCCUGCUGGCACCAGGCUGGGAGCCAGAGCCUUUUGCUGCUCUGCACUCCCAGCUGCUCUGUGCCGACCCCAGCUGAGUCACACCUGAGCCCAGCAAGGCGCGGCCUCUCGGGGCCACUGAUGCCCUGUACCCCAGGCCUCGCCCAGGAAGUUCGGGUCUUGGCCCUGGAAGUGAGGCCCCCAUGCCUCCUGGGGAAGCCUGGGGAUCCCCAGGCUGGAGGCGGGCAAUAGAGACAGCACAUGAGACCCACAGACCUCCCGUUGCCCCUCUGAGGGCACUGGCAUUAAAGCAUGGGGACUGGG
Condylura cristata (star-nosed mole) is the source of this 1073-nucleotide messenger RNA. RefSeq names its product angiotensin II receptor-associated protein (gene AGTRAP). Gene Ontology annotation, cellular component: plasma membrane. Gene Ontology annotation, biological process: angiotensin-activated signaling pathway; regulation of blood pressure. Bases 83 to 562 code for a protein of 159 amino acids. Lineage: Eukaryota; Metazoa; Chordata; Mammalia; Eulipotyphla; Talpidae. The transcript has 5 exons. The record is from RefSeq and is a predicted model, not a curated record.